Carya illinoinensis is the source of this 4036-nucleotide messenger RNA. RefSeq names its product heat shock cognate 70 kDa protein 2-like. Gene Ontology annotation, molecular function: misfolded protein binding; heat shock protein binding; ATP hydrolysis activity. The transcript is spliced from 2 exons. The record is from RefSeq and is a predicted model, not a curated record. Gene Ontology annotation, biological process: protein refolding; cellular response to unfolded protein. Bases 267 to 2357 code for a protein of 696 amino acids. Gene Ontology annotation, cellular component: cytoplasm. Lineage: Eukaryota; Viridiplantae; Streptophyta; Magnoliopsida; Fagales; Juglandaceae.
GCAAACUCCUCUACUUUUUCUAUUUAAAAUUCAAGUUAUAGGAAGACCGUAGAGGAGGAUCAACAUGGACGAAGAAGGCGGCAAACAUCCAAACAAUCUGAAACAGUUUCCAUUCUCGGACCCUUAUAAACUGUGCUCAGCCCCGCUUGUCUCUCUCACGUUGAAACCCAAGCUAGCUCUUUUCUGCCAUUUUUUUAGCUUGCUUUCAAAUCUUACUUUCCUUCUUUCGAUUCUAUUAUUUUCGUUCCAUCGGCAGAACCAUCAUAAUGGCCGGGAAAGGCGAAGGCCCAGCAAUCGGGAUUGAUCUCGGAACCUCGUACUCGUGCGUGGGAGUUUGGCAACACGACCGCGUAGAGAUCAUCCACAAUGAACAUGGUAACAGAACAACGCCUUCCUACGUUGGCUCGCCUUCCUACGUUGGCUUCACCGAUACGGAGCGUUUGAUUGGUAAUGCGGCCAAGAACCAGGCCGCCAUGAACCAGGCCGCCAUGAACCCCAUCAACACCGUCUUCGAUGCAAAGAGGUUAAUUGGCCGGAGAUUUAGUGAUUCCUCGGUUCAAGCUGACAUGAAAUUGUGGCCAUUCAAGGUCAUUCGCGGCCCCGGUGACAAGCCGAUGAUUGUGGUCGACUACAAGGGUGAGGAGAAGCAAUUUGCUGCUGAAGAAAUCUCUUCCAUGAUUCUUACGAAGAUGCGCGAGAUUGCAGAGGCUUACCUUGGUUCAACUAUAAAGAACGCUGUGGUCACUGUACCCGCAUCCUUCAAUGAUUCUCAGCGUCAGGCUACAAAGGACACUGGUGUCAUUGCAGGUCUCAAUGUUAUGCGUAUCAUUAAUAAGUCCUCUGCUGCUGCCAUUGCUUACGGUCUUGACAAGAAGGCAACCAAUGUCAGUGGGAAAAAUGUCUUGAUUUUUGAUCUUGGUGGCAGCACGAUUAAUAUCUCUCUUCUCACUGUUGAAGAGGGUAUCUUUGAGGUGAAGGCUAUAGCUGGUGACAUCCAUCUUGGUGGCAAGGAUUUUGAUAACAGAAUGGUGAACCACUUUGUUCAAGAGUUCGAGAGGAAAAACAAGAAGGACAUUAGUGGCGAUCCAAGAGCUCUUAGGAGGUUGAGGACAGCAUGUGAGAUGGCAAAGAGAACUCUCUCUUCCACUUCCCAGACUACCAUUGAAAUUAAUUCUAUGUAUGAAGGCAUUGAUUUCUACUCCACCAUUACUCGUGCCAAAUUUGAAGAGCUCAACAUGGAUCUCUUCAGGAAGUGCAUGGAACCUAUUGAGAAGUGUCAGAGGGAUGCGAAGAUGGACAAGAGCAAUGUCCAUGAUGUUGUCCUUGUCGGUGGCUCGACUAGAAUUUCCAAGGUACAGCAGCUUUUGCAAGACUUCUUCAAUGGUAAGGAGCUAUGUAAGAGCAUCAACCCUGACGAGGUCGUUGCUUAUGGUGCUACAGUCCAGGCUGCUAUUUUGAGUGGUAAUGAGAAGGUGAAUCAUCUCUUGCUCUUGGAUGUCACCCCUCUCUCCUUGGGUCUGGAAACUGCUGGUAAUGUCAUGACCAUGUUGAUUCCUAGGAACACUAUAAUCCCCACAAAGAAGGAACAUGUGUUCUCUACCUAUUCUGACAACCAGCCUAGUGUGUUGAUCAAGGUCUACGAGGGUGAGAGAACAAGGACCAGCGACGACAACUUGCUCAGUAAAUUUGAGCUUUCAGGAAUCCCUCCUGCUCCCAGGGGUGUUCCUCAAAUCACAGUAUGCUUCAAUAUUGAUGCCAACGGUAUUUUGAAUGUAUAUGCGCAGGACAACACCACAGGUAAAAAGAGCAAUAUCACGAUCACAAAUGACAAGGGUAGACUCUCGAAGGAAGAGAUCGAAAAGAUGGUUCAAGAGGCUAAGAAGUACAAGUCCAAGGAUGAGGAGCACGAGAAGAAGAUAGAGGCCAAGAAUGCUUUGGAGAAUUACACAUACAACAUGAGGAACACGGUGAAGGAUGAGAAAAUUAGUGCCAAGUUUGGUUCAAAUGAUAAGAAGAAGAUAGAUGACGCCAUCAAACAGGCCAUCCAAUGGCUGGACAACAACCAACUCGCGAAGGCAGAUGAGUUUGAGGACAAGAUAAAGGAGUUGGAGAGCAUCUAUAACCUAAUUAUUGCCAAGAUGUAUCAAGGUGCUGGUGCUGACAUGGGCGACGAUUUACUUGAUGAUGGUCACGGUAAUGCCGGAAGAAGUGGUGCUGGUUCUAAGAUCGAGGAAGUUGCCAAUCCGGGAGUCUCAAUUGUGCUUGCGGAGCAGCAAGACACAACUCAGAGGGGGAACUUAGUUCAGAUGCACUUCUGGGGAGAUCUUCUAGAUAGGGCGUCUCCCAGUCUAGUGUGAUGGGGCCGCCCCCGGAGACUAAUGUUGAAAUGUCCCAAUCUUUGUUGUCCAUCGCUCGAACAGCAACCAGGGAUCUUGAGUCCAGAGAUACUUUUGGAGACCUUGUCGAGGAGUUUGGUCCUACCGAGGGGGGUACAUUAGUUCAAAGGUCCCCACGGGAAGAAGCAUCUAUAGGCGAUGUCUCGGUCACCACUAUUGUCUAUAGUCUGCUGACGGGAUGGAAUGCUCUUUCCGCUGUGAUUCCCUAACUUGCGAUGGAAUCUCCUAUUCCUACCCCAUCAAGCUUCGAGGACAUUGCAUUGGUCACUGUGAGGUACAAAGGGGAGGGCCCGCAGGCCCUAUGUGACAGGGAUGGGCCUAAGGUUUCCCAGGCUCCUCCACCGCCUACGAUUGACAAGGUUCCCACUCCCUCGAGCGAUAGAUUGGACGGGGAGUCUUCGAGUCAUGCUGGGGGUGCAGGGGGAUCAGAGAUCGCCUCACACCGGUCACUCGACCGAGGCUGCCCCUGCAUCUCCUUGCCUCGAGGGUAGGACCAAGCGAGCGGAGGCUCUAGAGCGAGUGUCUGAAUCAUUGCAUGUUCUUCUUGCUGAGGUUUUGCUCUAUCCUUUUCUCUUUUGCCUUGCCCCCCUUUCCUUGCCUUCUUGCUCUUAUCUUCAUGCUUCUGGUCGUGAGGAUUGUAGGGGACCGAUUGGUUAGCUGAGUACUUCAUAAGUGGCCAAGAGGCAGUCAAGAGACAAAACCUAGAGCUUCGGUCUAUGGUGAUGACUAUCCUCCACUAUGCAAGUAGAGAGAGAAAGGAGAGGAGCUUCUUGGAGGUGAAGCUGGAGAUGACCAGAGAGUGGGCCGUGACAGCUCAAGAGUCGUUGAGCAAGCUCUAGGAGUCUCAGGACCUGCUUCAAGUGGAGAAUGAAAGACUGAGGGCCCUCUGGGAACUUGACGACCGGCGAUUCAAGAUUUUGCUAUCAGAGGCCAGGGCCAGAGAGGAAGGGGUAAUGUUCGAGUUGGGGGAGGCCCAGAAGAAGAUAGCCACUCAGGACGUGAUCAUCCAAGAUCUUUGAAGCGACUUGCCUCAAGUGCAAGAGGUCGCCACCCGCGCAAGCGACCAGUUGGGGAAGGCUCUCUACAUCCGUGAUGUCGCCUGGUUGCAUGGGUAUCUUGAAGGCCUUGAGAGGAUGCGUGACUAUGUUGUCCUAAACCCUCAAGAGAGUUCUGAGGCGCUGGAGGUGCAUCUAAGGGCUAUUGACCUCAAAAACCUUGACCCUGAUCCUGUUGCUCUUCAUCAUGCUGGCGAGAUUGGUCGAGCAAUGAUUCCAGAUGCUUUCCUUCCUACAAACAACGACCCCCCCGAACCGUCCUACCAGGGACAUCGUGGGGGCUGACCUUGAGGGAGAUGGGCUCAAGAAGGCCGGGGACGACCCUUUUGGGCACCAGUCGGACCUAGGCUUCCAUGAGGUAUGCCUUGCCGACUCCGAGAUGGACUCUGAUGCCACUCUCGACUGAUCUCAUUUUUCCUUGUUGUACCUACCAUGAUGUAACUUCUUCGCCUUUAGUUCCGUGUUUGUAUAGUGAUUAAGCUGAAAUAUUGCAUAUUUUAGCUAUUUAAAACCAAUAUAUUUUAAAUUCUUCGUGACACUAUUAUUGGUUUUAGAUGGAAAAAUGCUUAAUAAGCAUAAAUACGA